CAGGACACCCCUGUAAUAAAAGCGGAGGAGACGAGCUCUUCCCAUCCUGAUCCUGGAGACCCACAGAGACGAUUUUCUAGAUAUUUUCUCAGACGCAAUAGGAGAGCUUUAUCAAGCCACCAUGGCAAAUCAUAGUUUGACAAACAAGUUUGAGAAUAAGGUCCGCCCCUGUAUUGAUCUCAUUGACUCACUGCGGGCGCUGGGGAUGGAGAAGGACCUGCACUUGCCGUCAAUCGCUGUCAUUGGUGAUCAGAGCUCUGGGAAGAGUUCCGUAUUGGAGGCUUUGUCCGGAGUGUGUCUCCCCAGAGGCAACGGCAUUGUCACACGUUGUCCCCUGGAACUUAGGUUAAAAAAGUCUCCAGAGGGCUCAAGUUGGUAUGGAAAAAUAAGCUACCAGAACAAAAAGGCAAAAAUUCUGAAUCCAGCAGAGGUUGAGCAGGAAGUCAGGAAAGCUCAAAAUCGCAUAGCAGGAGAAGGGAAAGGCAUCAGAGAUGAGCUUAUCACCCUGGAAAUUGGGUCACCAAACGGUCCAGACCUAACGCUGAUCGAUCUGCCAGGAAUUACGCGAGUCGCUCUACCCGAUCAGCCCCCAGAUAUUGAGCAGCAGAUUAAAAGGAUCAUCAUGAAAUAUGUUGCACGGAAAGAAACCAUAAAUCUUGUUGUGGUCCCCAGUAAUGUGGAUAUCGCAACCACUGAAGCAUUGCAAAUGGCAAAGCAAGUGGAUCCCAAUGGAGAGCGAACAGUCGGGAUCUUGACUAAGCCAGACCUGGUGGACAAGGGGGUGGAAAACGAUGUUGUAGGUGUGGUGAGAAACCAGAUAUACAUCCUUAAGAAAGGCUACACCAUCGUGAAGUGCCGUGGGCAGAGUGAAAUCGUGAACAGAGUUUCCCUGGGGGAUGCCAUCAACAACGAGAGAGCUUUCUUUGAGAACCACCAAUUUUUUAGGGUUCUUCUAGAUGAAGGCUAUGCUACCAUCUCAACACUUGCAGUAAAGCUGACAACGGAACUAGUGGAGCACAUUUUUAGGGCAUUGCCCUUUCUAAUGAAUCAGGUCAACAUUAAAUUAAAGGAAGCACAAGACGGACUGAAUCAGAUAGGCAUACAUUUUCCUGAGACUGACAGUGAUAGACUACAUUUCCUUGUUAAGAAAAUUAUGAAGUUCAAUGAAGGGAUUCAGCAAGCCUCCGAAGGUGAAGAGGUCACUAUUGGACAUCUGAAACUUUGUAAUGAAAUCCGAAAACACUUUAAUUCCUGGGAGCAGCUUCUGAAAGAAUCAACCUUAAAAUUCUCUGCGGAAAUUACCAGUCAAGAAAAUGCCUACGAGACGAUGUGGCGAGGGCAGGAACUGAAAGGACUUAACAAUUACAGAACAAUUGCGGCUAUUAUCAAGACAAAAAUGAUAACAUUGGAAGGUCCAGCGGUUCAAAAGCUGAAUGAUAUCACAGCACUCGUCCGAUCAACUUUUAGUAAUAUCGCUACCAACCACUUCCAGGAAUUUCCAAAUCUCUGCAGAACUGCCAAGGCUAUGGUUGAAAAAAUUUGCCAAGUCAAGAGUGAAGAGGCGAAACAAACUAUCCUGACUCAUUUCAAAAUGGAAGGGAGAGUGAUAUUUUGUCUGGACUCUACCUAUGGCAGUUCACUGAAUGCAGUCCGAAACAAAAAGUUGAAUCCCAAAUCUGAGUGGGAUUCAGCAUAUGAGACCUCGUUCCAUAUCGAGGCAUUUUUUCAGAAUGUAUCGGCUCGCCUUGCCAAUCAGAUCCCUCUGAUUACUCAGAAUUACGUCUUGUUUGAAGUUGCCGAUGUGCUCAAGGCAGAGAUGAUGGAGCUGAUCCAGGGUAAAGAGAAUUUAGAUGUGCUCCUACAGGAGAGGGAUGAUAUGAGCAAUAGGAGAAGAAACUUAAAGGAAGGCAUUGCACGUCUACAAGCUGCCCAGCUGAAGCUAAAAAGCUUCCACGACUAGAAGGUGGUUCAUGAUGACAGGCCCUUAACCAUCAAAAAUCUAAACCCAGAAACAAAAAAAAGUAUAUAUAUAUAUAUUGCAGCUUAUCAUGCCUA
This is a messenger RNA of Rana temporaria (common frog), 2055 nucleotides long. Its product is annotated as interferon-induced GTP-binding protein Mx1-like. Gene Ontology annotation, biological process: defense response to virus. The record is from RefSeq and is a predicted model, not a curated record. Gene Ontology annotation, cellular component: membrane; microtubule; nucleus. Gene Ontology annotation, molecular function: GTPase activity; GTP binding; microtubule binding. The transcript is spliced from 15 exons. NCBI's taxonomy places the organism in Eukaryota, Metazoa, Chordata, Amphibia, Anura, Ranidae. Bases 122 to 1960 code for a protein of 612 amino acids.